UCCAAUUGCAACAGCCGCCAGCAAGCUGGCUGAUAUUAUCCUCUUGACUUGGCCAGUCAAUGUUGGCAACUCGUCGCCACAAGAUGUGCUGCAGAGGCUUGGGCUUCAGCACCGGAUUCGUGGCCUUCUGUGCAUUUAUCUGUUGCUUUGCUGCACUGCACAUUCUCAACAAGAUUGUGCAUAUCGAUGAGAAGACAGCCCAAAGCACCGAGUUCCAAUUGCCAUUCGAUGCAAGAGAUCGCUGCCAGCAGACCUUCAUUGUGGAUGGUGCGGAGGGCGGAGCACAUCUCACCUGGCUGGAAUUGUUCUACAUGAAGUGGACCCUUGUGCUGACCAUUUGCUAUACGUUCACGGUCAUGGUGCUGAUACGUGCCCAGUACUUGAGUCAUUUCGAUAUCAAUUUCAUUACCUCGAAUGCGAUGAUGUUGGUGGGCGGCGUUUUGUCCGUGGUUCUGUUCAGUGCCACCGUUAUACUGCAUGACAGGAUGCCCUUUAUGGAGGACUGGUGCAAUCAGUUUAUCGUUGGAUUCAUGUAUUUCAUUGCCAUCAAUAUCUGUCUCGCUGUUGUCUUCUUUCUCAUCCACUCCUGUCAAUAUUACUUUCAAAUGGAGGACAACGGCAUCUGAGCUUCUUCACACACUUUAUAGCCACAAACAGUUACUAAAACUAGCUUUACAAAAGAGGAUAUAAAGUAACUAAAUUUCUUUAUCAAUUCGAGUCGAACAAUUUCAUUGUAAAUGAACACAACUGCAUUUGUGUACUAAUAAGGUGUAUAUUUAUUUAUUGCGUAGUGGAAAAUUAACUAUAUUCAUUCUGAUCUUAUUACGAGAACUUUUUCAUUUGACUACAUUUAUUCCAAUAAGUUUAAUCGAACUGAAACGCACAAGAGUUGAAACUAAAAUUGUUUGUAUAUACUACAACUAAGAGUUUGUAUUUGCUUCGUUAGUAGGACUCACUUUAUUAUGAUUCUAUAAAUAAUAUUGUUAUGCAAAA
Drosophila nasuta is the source of this 993-nucleotide messenger RNA. RefSeq lists its product as uncharacterized. The record is from RefSeq and is a predicted model, not a curated record. The coding region runs from base 60 to 626 and encodes 188 amino acids. The transcript has 3 exons. NCBI's taxonomy places the organism in Eukaryota, Metazoa, Arthropoda, Insecta, Diptera, Drosophilidae.